GAGGAGGAGGAGGAGGACCGCUCGCCUGCUGCCCACAGCCUGCCAGCCAGCCAGCCAGCCAGGGAGCGGCGGGCGAGUCUGUCUGCAGGUUAGAAAACAUUUGGAAAUUGGUCCAACAAAGCAGUCAUGAUGGGAUUAAAGAAUUCAACUGCCUUUCCUGGUGGUCUCCAUCUUUUAAGUGUUGUUAUAGUCUUGCUUUUGCACAUGGACAAAGUACACUCAGAACAUCAAACAGAAGUUAACAAUGAUACUAAUGAAGAGUGUACCGGUACCUAUAUCUGUAAGAAAGGUGUGAUUUUACCAAUCUGGGAACCUCAAGACCCUUCGUUUGGUGAUAAAAUAGCCAGAGCUACUGUAUACUUUGUGGCCAUGGUCUACAUGUUUCUAGGGGUGUCAAUUAUAGCUGACCGCUUCAUGUCAUCCAUAGAAGUUAUUACGUCCCAAGAGAGAGAGAUCACGAUCAAGAAACCCAAUGGCGAAACCAGCAAGACGACAGUGAGAGUUUGGAAUGAGACUGUUUCCAACUUAACACUGAUGGCUUUGGGCUCUUCUGCACCUGAGAUUCUCCUUUCUGUCAUCGAAGUGUGUGGCCAUGGCUUCGAAGCAGGAGACCUAGGGCCGAGCACCAUCGUAGGAAGUGCUGCCUUCAACAUGUUUGUCAUCAUAGCCCUUUGUGUUUACGUUGUUCCUGAUGGGGAAAUCAGGAAGAUUAAGCAUCUUCGUGUGUUUUUUGUCACUGCAGCUUGGAGCAUAUUUGCCUACACUUGGCUUUACCUAAUUUUGUCAGUCAUAUCGCCCGGGAUAGUAGAGGUCUGGGAAGGCUUGCUCACUUUCUUCUUUUUCCCUAUCUGUGUGGUCUUUGCAUGGGUUGCUGACAGAAGGCUUUUGUUCUACAAGUACGUCUACAAGAAGUACAGGGCUGGCAAGCAGAGGGGCAUGAUCAUCGAACACGAGGGCGAAGGACCGCAAUCCAAAGCUGACAUCGAAAUGGACGGAAAGGUAGUUAAUUCCCACGUUGAGAGUUUCUUAGACGGCACUUUGGUCCUAGAGGUGGAUGAGAAGGAUCAAGACGAUGAGGAAGCGAGGAGAGAAAUGGCCAGGAUCCUUAAAGAGCUGAAACAGAAGCAUCCGGACAAAGAAGUCGAACAGUUGAUAGAACUAGCUAACUAUCAAGUUCUGAGCCAGCAGCAAAAGAGCCGAGCCUUUUACCGCAUCCAGGCCACUCGGCUAAUGACUGGAGCUGGCAAUAUUUUGAAGAGACAUGCGGCUGACCAAGCAAGGAAAGCAGUCAGCAUGCAUGAAGUCAACUGUGAAGUGGCAGACAAUGACCCCGUCAGUAAAGUCUAUUUUGAGCAGGGCACCUACCAGUGCCUUGAGAACUGUGGCACGGUGGCGCUAACUAUUGCCCGCCGAGGUGGCGACUUGACCAAAACCGUCUCCGUGGACUUCCGAACAGAAGAUGGUACAGCCAAUGCGGGUUCUGAUUAUGAAUUCACUGAAGGGACUGUGAUAUUUAAGCCAGGCGAGGUGCAGAAAGAAAUACGGGUUGGCAUAAUCGAUGACGACAUAUUUGAGGAAGAUGAAAAUUUCCUUGUUCACCUCAGUAAUGUGAAAGUGUCCUCUGAGGAGCCAGAAGAAGGCGUUCUAGAGGCCAAUCAUUUUGCAACCGUGGCUUGCCUAGGUUCGCCUGCUACUGCCACCGUCACUAUCUUUGAUGACGAUCAUGCUGGCAUUUUUACCUUUGAGGAGCCUGUCACUCACGUAAGCGAGAGCGUGGGAACGAUGGAAGUGAGAGUGCUACGGACAUCCGGAGCUCGCGGGAAUGUUAUCGUCCCCUACAAAACCGUUGAAGGCACAGCCAAAGGGGGUGGAGAGGACUUUGAAGAUACUUGCGGAGAGCUGGAGUUUCAGAAUGACGAGAUUGUCAAAACGAUAUCAAUCAAAGUAAUUGAUGAUGAGGAGUAUGAGAAAAACAAGACCUUCUACAUUGAAAUUGGGGAGCCUCGUCUGGUGGAGAUGAGUGAAAAGAAAGCCCUGUUGUUGAAUGAGCUUGGUGACUUCACAAUUACAGGGAAAUGUUUGAAUGGCCAACGUGUCUUCAGGAAGGUCCAUGCUAGAGACCAUCCCUUCCCUUGUACCGUAAUCAACAUUCAAGAAGAGAAUGAAGAGAAGCAGCCGCUGACAGGCAAAGAGGAGGAAGAGCGUCGCAUUGCAGAAAUGGGGCGCCCCAUCCUGGGGGAGCAUACCAGGCUCGAAGUGAUUAUUGAAGAGUCCUAUGAGUUCAAGAACACGGUGGACAAGCUCAUUAAGAAGACAAACCUCGCUCUUGUGGUUGGAACAAACAGCUGGAGAGAGCAGUUCAUUGAAGCUAUCACUGUCAGUGCUGGAGAGGAUGAUGACGAUGAUGAAUGUGGGGAAGAGAAGCUGCCGUCCUGCUUCGAUUACGUGAUGCACUUUCUGACCGUCUUCUGGAAAGUCCUUUUUGCCUUUGUGCCCCCAACGGACUACUGGAAUGGUUGGGCUUGUUUCGUUGUAUCCAUCUUAAUGAUCGGCCUUCUGACAGGGUUCAUCGGGGACUUGGCCUCCCACUUUGGCUGUACCAUCGGCCUGAAGGAUUCAGUAACCGCAGUUGUAUUUGUUGCAUUGGGGACUUCAGUGCCAGAUACGUUUGCCAGCAAAGUAGCAGCAAUGCAAGAUCAAUAUGCAGAUGCUUCCAUAGGUAACGUCACCGGUAGCAACGCUGUGAAUGUUUUCCUGGGGAUCGGUGUAGCCUGGUCCAUCGCCGCCAUCUACCACGCUGCCAACGGCAGGCCGUUUAAAGUCGAACCGGGCACCUUGGCUUUCUCCGUCACCCUCUUCACUAUAUUUGCUUUUAUCAGUGUCGGCGUGCUCCUCUACCGGCGGAGACCGGAGAUCGGAGGUGAGCUGGGCGGGCCGCGGACUGCCAAGAUGCUGACCUCAAGCCUCUUUGUGCUCCUUUGGCUGUUGUACAUAUUGUUCUCAUCUCUGGAAGCCUACUGCCACAUAAAAGGCUUCUAAAGGAACUCUUGGAGAUAGUAUCUAUAUGUAUAUCUAUAGAAAGAGAGAAAGAAAUAUAGGUAUAUAGAUAUAGAUCUAAUAUUAUUGAACAGAGGAAGAAGAGACAUUUGCCAUGUUCACUUAUCUACUGAUGGAAUGUAGCUUUGCGGUAGGAGUUUGAAAUCUGCAGGAUUCUUCAC
This is a messenger RNA of Elgaria multicarinata webbii, 3218 nucleotides long. It is a transcript of the gene SLC8A1, whose product is annotated as solute carrier family 8 member A1. Lineage: Eukaryota; Metazoa; Chordata; Lepidosauria; Squamata; Anguidae. The record is from RefSeq and is a predicted model, not a curated record. Gene Ontology annotation, biological process: calcium ion import across plasma membrane; cell communication; sodium ion transmembrane transport. Gene Ontology annotation, molecular function: calcium:sodium antiporter activity. Bases 127 to 3039 code for a protein of 970 amino acids. Gene Ontology annotation, cellular component: sarcolemma; postsynapse; axon. The transcript has 11 exons.